AUGCCACUCCCCGGUGCCCAGAAAUCGCGACUCGACCGAGCCGUGUCCCCGCAGCCUGCCCGACCUCAUCCUUCCGUCAGAGUGGCCUCCAUCCUCUCUCUGCCUUUGCCGGAACUCUCCAGGAAACUGCGGGAUGGAUCCCUCUCUCCAGAGCACGUCUUCUAUGCCUAUGUGGGCAAGGCCCUCCAACUCGCCAUAGAAACCAACUGCAUCACAGAGUAUCUGGAGGAAAGCGAGACCCAGAUGCGAAAAAUGAAGCUGACGGAGAAGCCAGGUUUGCUCUAUGGAGUGCCAGUCAGCAUCAAAGACUCCAUCGACUGCCAGGGCCAUGAUUCCACAUUGGGCUUUAUAAAAAACCUCAAUAAACCUGCAGCAGAGGACAGCGUGGUGGUGCAGGUGCUCAGGAGACAAGGGGCAAUUCCAUUUGUCAAAACCAACAUUCCCCAGUCCCUCAUCAGCUAUGACUGCAAGAACUUACUCUUUGGUCAGACGUUCAACCCUCUGCUCUACACCAGAAGCCCUGGAGGCUCCUCUGGUGGAGAAGGGGCACUUGUUGGAGGAGGUGGGUCCAUCUUGGGAUUUGGGACAGAUGUAGGAGGAAGCCUGCGUUUCCCUGCUGCCUUCUGUGGGAUCUGUGCACUCAAACCCACCGGGAACAGACUCAGUAAAAGAGGAAUCAUGGCUGGUGUCCUUGGGCAGAAGGCAGUUGUCGCAGCAGUAGGGCCAAUGGCAAAAGAUGUGGAGAGCCUGGCACUGGGCAUGCGGGCGCUGCUGUGUGAGGACAUGUUCAACCUGGACAGCACGGUGCCCCCCCUUCCCUUCAAUGAAGAGGUGUACUCCAGCACGCAGCCCCUCCGCAUAGGCUACUAUGAAACAGAUUUCUUCACCAUGCCAAGCCCCACCAUGAGGCGUGCUGUUCGGGAGACGAAGCAGCUGCUGGAGGAUGCUGGCCACACGCUGGUGCCCUUUGAACUUAUGAAUGUGGACUACGCAAUCUUUAACUUCUGCGUCCGGGGAUUGUUCACAGAUGGGGGCGCCUCCUUUGUCAAGAAAUUCAAAGGGGAGCUGGAGAAAAGCAGCAUGGGCCUGUUCUUCUGGUUGGCAAAGUCACCAAACUGGCUGAAAAUUUUCCUCUCCUGGAUUGCCAAACCCUUCGUGCCUCGAUUUUCGGCUAUCAUAAGAAGUAUGAGAGCAAACACAGUGGAUGAAGUCUGGAGUCUGCAUAAUGAAAUUGAGGAUUUUUGCCACCAGUUCAUCGCCCAGUGGAAAAAGCUGAAUCUGGACGUCAUGCUGUGUCCCAUGCUGGGCCCAGCUCUCGGCAUCGGCUACCCUGGGAAGCUCUCAGUGGCAGUCAGCUACACCAUGCUCUACAAUGCCUUGGACUUCCCCGUUGGCGUGGUCCCCGUCACACUGGUGACAGACGAGGAUGAAGAGGAGCUGAAGGGUUACCAGGGGUACUUUCGGGACUGGUGGGACCGGACACUGGCAAAGGCUUUUCGUGGCAGCGCGGGGAUGCCCGUGGCCGUACAGUGCGUGGCCUUGCCGUGGCAGGAGGAGCUGUGCCUCCGGUUCAUGAAGGAGGUGGAGACCCUCGUCCUGGAGAAAAACAGGCUGGACUGA
Molecule: messenger RNA, 1620 nt
Organism: Mesitornis unicolor (brown roatelo)
Lineage: Eukaryota; Metazoa; Chordata; Aves; Mesitornithiformes; Mesitornithidae
Product: fatty-acid amide hydrolase 1-like
Exons: 15
Coding region: 1-1620 (539 amino acids)
Biological process (GO): fatty acid catabolic process
Molecular function (GO): fatty acid amide hydrolase activity; amidase activity
Source: RefSeq, a predicted model, not a curated record